AUGGCGUCCUCACUGCUCCACUGCUCCGACAAGCUCCCGUUCUUGGACGUGGAGACCAUCCUCCACAUGAAGGAGGGACUCGGCGAGACCAGCUACGCGCAGAACUCCUCGCUUCAGAAGCGAGGCAUGGACACGCUGAAGAGCCUCAUCACCAACGCCGCGACGGACGUGUACAUCUCGCAGAUGCCGGAGAGGUUCACGGUGGCCGACCUCGGCUGCUCCUCGGGCCCGAACGCGCUGUGCCUGGUGGAUGACAUCGUGCGGAGCAUCGGCCGGGUGUGCAGCCGGUCGUCGUCGCAGCCGCCGCCCGAGUUCUCGGUGCUGCUCAACGACCUCCCCACCAACGACUUCAACACCAUCUUCUUCAGCCUGCCGGAGUUCACCGACCGGCUCAAGGCCGCCGCCAAGACCGACGAGUGGGGCCGGCCGAUGGUGUUCCUGUCCGGGGUCCCGGGGUCCUUCUACGGGAGGCUGUUCCCCAGGAACAGCGUGCACUUCAUCUGCUCCUGCUCCAGCCUGCACUGGCUCUCGCAGGUCCCUCCGGGGCUCUUCGACGACAUGGACGACACGCCGAUCAACAAGGGCAAGAUGUACAUAUCGAGCACCAGCCCUGUCGCCGUGCCGCUGGCCUACCUGAGGCAGUUCCAGAGAGACUUCGGCCUGUUCCUCAGGUCACGCGCCGCCGAGGUCGUUUCCGGCGGCCGGAUGGUGCUCGCCAUGCUUGGCAGGCAGACCGAAGGGUACAUCGACCGGCGGACCACCUUCCUCUGGGAGCUCCUCUCCGAGUCCUUCGCCGCGCUUGUCUCACAGGGGCUGGUCGAGCAGGAGAAGGUGGACGCGUACAACGUGCCGUUCUACGCGCCGUCGAUCCACGAGGUGGAGGAGGAGGUGCGGCGGGAGGGCUCGUUCCGGCUGGACCACGUGCAGACGUACGAGAUCAACCUGAGCAGCAGCGGCGACGCCAAGGAGGACGGCCGGACGGUGUCCAUGGCGAUCAGGGCCAUCCAGGAGUCCAUGCUCAGCCACCACUUCGGGCCGGACAUCGUGGACGCGCUGUUCCACAGGUACACGGAGCUGGUCACCGAGUCCAUGGAGCGGGAGGAUGUCAAGAGCGUGCAGAUCGGGGUGGUUCUCACAAGGUUGUGA
Molecule: messenger RNA, 1146 nt
Organism: Miscanthus lutarioriparius
Lineage: Eukaryota; Viridiplantae; Streptophyta; Magnoliopsida; Poales; Poaceae
Source: the annotation of a GenBank genome assembly